AUGUCGCUGGACCGAUUUGUUGGCAAAGUUGCCGUCAUUACCGGUACAUCUUCAGGUAUUGGGAGAGCCACAGCAGAAGCUUUAGUCAAGCGAGGUUUAAUAGUAGCUGGAUUAGCCAGAAGAGUGGAGCGCGUAGAAGAGCUGGCCAAGGAGCUGAAAAACGAAAAGGGCAAACUCUACAGUUUCAAAACCGACCUGACAAAAGAGGAUGAAAUCAUUUCAACUUUCAAGAAAAUCACUGAAACUUUAGGUCCCAUUCAUGUCCUAAUCAACAACGCUGGUGUGGGACCUGAAACUAAUCUUAUCGAUGGAGAUAUAAGUAAAUGGAGACAAACAUUAGAUACAAACGUAUUGGCUUUGUGCAUAGCGACGCGAGAAGCGAUAGCCAGCAUGAAAGCUAACAAUAUCAAAGGACAUAUCAUUCAUAUUAACAGCACUACAGGACACUAUCCCAUAGAAGCCCCUGGAUUGUCAGUUUAUCCCGCAUCAAAAUACGCUGUUACAGCAUUGACUGAAAGUCUAAGAAGAGAGAUCAACAGGAAUAAAUUACCGAUUAAAAUUACAAGUCUUAGUCCUGGAUUUGUCAAAACCGAAAUAAUUGAGGCAAACUUCAGCGCAAAAGGCGCAGAACGAUUCAAGAACAGGCCUGGAUUAGAAACUGAAGAUAUUGCUGACAAUAUAGUUUACGUGCUGUCCACUCCAGAACACGUUAAUAUAAAAGAACUGACUGUUAUGAUCCAAGGACAACUCGGUUAACUUUAUAUGUGACAGAAAUUGGGAACGGUUUCAUAUACAAAGGGUUCGAAAAAUGUACGGCCAAAUGUGUAUGAUUAUUCAUUAAA
Sitophilus oryzae (rice weevil) is the source of this 842-nucleotide messenger RNA. RefSeq names its product farnesol dehydrogenase-like. The record is from RefSeq and is a predicted model, not a curated record. Bases 1 to 756 code for a protein of 251 amino acids. Lineage: Eukaryota; Metazoa; Arthropoda; Insecta; Coleoptera; Curculionidae. The transcript has 5 exons.